Molecule: messenger RNA, 2738 nt
Organism: Thalassophryne amazonica
Lineage: Eukaryota; Metazoa; Chordata; Actinopteri; Batrachoidiformes; Batrachoididae
Exons: 8
Coding region: 366-1859 (497 amino acids)
Biological process (GO): B cell receptor signaling pathway; T cell receptor signaling pathway; negative regulation of T cell activation
Cellular component (GO): plasma membrane; membrane raft
Source: RefSeq, a predicted model, not a curated record
GAGACGGCGGCAGAGAGACGGAGCAUCGGAUCAUCGGGCUGCACUUCCCAGCGUGCCUUGUGGCUGCUGGGGAGCAGAGGAGCGUGGACAGGGCGCGCGAGGGGGGUCAGCGCGGCCGCCGGAGGAUGUCACAUGCAAUAUGCUGCAUUCCUGGAUGUUUUUUUUUUCUGAAGCCCGAGGAAAGCCGAGCUGUCAAGUUUGAUUGAUUAUGUUUGCGGGGCGCGCCUGGUCCGAGCGGAACCCGAAGGAAGCGAUUGACGCUGCGCCUCCCAAAAUCUGCGAGCUGAAUCCCAGUUGGACCGCUUGCAUGCACGUUGGGGUGUAAGUGUGAGUGUUUGAGAGGAAGUGAGCGUCAGCGCUCCCACAUGGCCUCCAUGCAGGACGGGCUGAACUUCACGGCUCCUCCCUACGGCAAGGUCCUGCUGCUGGGCGCUAUCGCUGCUGCUUCGGCCUUUGUUGUGACAAUUCUCAUUGUGGUGCUCUGCGUGGGCUGCCAGAGGAAGGGGAAGACGCACAAUGUCCCCAGUGAAAGUGGAAAACACCGUCUUAUGGACAUGGGUAUACUCAGGCAGUCCAAACUGCGCUCCAUCAGUAAAUCAGACACUGAGAUGAACAAGAUGACCUGCAAUGGCAAAAAGGCAUCUAAAAAGAAACGUGCAACCAGCAUGGACCUUCUGCUGCUGCCCAGCCGCUGGUCUAACUCUGACCUUCGUUCUCAAGGCAGGCAGCUUCCCCAGAUUCCCUCUGGGACUGGAGAGGAUGGAGAGCACACUUAUUCUGAAGUGGGCCGACGGCCCUCCACUUCACGUACUGAUGAUGCCCUCUACGCCAUGGUAGGCAGGGCUGGCCAGACGGACACUCCGGCACCUCCUGCUGUACCUGCCAACACCCCGGCACCCCCAGACCCAGAUGGUGAUGGAGAGGAAGGAGGGCUACCAGAAUCUGAGGCCCAAGUCAUGACUCCCCUGCACCCUCCGGAGACUGCAGAGUAUGCCUGUGUCAGGAAGCUGAGGAAGGCCGACAAAGCACCACAAAAGAGGGACAGCGGCACGGAUAUGGGGGAGCCCCCGGUGCCCCCGCAGAGACAUGCGCCGCCAUCGCAUCCCGCUCCUCCUCCACCACAUCCUCACAGCACAAAGUUGCCCCGCAGAAAUAUUGAAGCCUUCAACGUGCCGUCGUUCCCAAAGGAAGUGAUGUUUAUGGGUAACGGUGAGCAGUACAUCUGGAAGCCUCCGGAGGAUGAUAACAUCAUCAUGCUCCAAAACAAAGCCCUGGGCCCUUUGGGUGCUCACACAGUGGAGAACAUACAACCAUCUGCUGCUGCGGUGGCUGAGAUGUAUUCAAAGGUAUGUAAACCAGGAAAGAAGAAACGAGCCGUGCCGGGGUCUCCCCCAGUCAACCCUGGCUUCCGGACCUUGGGGCGUGGUAACCGGGACCGAGAUCGAGAUGGGGGGUUUAGUGUAGUGGUCAAACCCCAGACCUGGGCCCCUCAGGAGGGCAAAGCAAUUGAAGGGCCCCUUGAUGACCACUGCUAUGAGUCCAUAGGGACAGAAGAAUGCGAUCCAGCCUAUGAGAACAUGGAAGGCGCCUGGCGGCAAGAGAGGCCGCCCAACACAUGUGCCACCCUGCGGCCAAGGAGGAAGAAGUCCCAGCAGCCUUUGCAGCAGCAGCAGCCCCCUCCGCCGCCACCGACACAGCAGAACCCCAAGCUGCAGCACCUUCCGGCCAAAGCUCUGCUGCUGCCGGGGGAGAACCUCUAUGAGAGCAUCGGAGACUUAAAACAGGGCUCCGCCACCUCCAGCACCACCACCAUCUUCACUUUCAAUGACGGCAUGGAGAUGUAUGUGACAGGGCUCUGAGGCAGCAGCUGCACUGUGACCACUAACCUUCCAACAGAAGGAGCAGAGCCGGCACCAUGAGGAGUGACCGCUAAGCUCCUGUCAUGCACCUAUACAUACUGUUUACACACAAGUCAUAACGUCAUACCUGCCGCAGGCCCCUCGAGCCUCGCGGCAAGCUUUUCGAUCUGUUAUGACCUGGGCUGAACACAAAGUCCAAUCUAUAAACCUUAUAAAGAAUCCAAAGGUAGUGAAAAAUAAAUGAGCACAAGACCAUUGCAGAGAAAUCUGUAAGUAGAAGUAGCAUUUCUAUUUUCCUGAGACAUAUGUGCAAAGCACAAAGAAGUAAAAAGCUGAAAUUCUUCCUUAAAGGGUAACUCUGGCAUUUUUUGUCCUGGGCUCUAUUAUUUAUUUAUUUUACAUUUUGGGUCUAUCUUGCGACAACAAUGACUUAAUGAGUGCAGUAUUGGUUUAAAAUGCAAACAUGUGCUAAAUGACUAAUGUAAGGCAAUGGGCCAAGCUAAAAACAAACAUAUCUUCUUUUUGUUGCCAUUGAAUAGGUGAAAAUAUCAUUAGAUGUGCCUGAUUACAUACGAGGGCAGGACCCCUACAGAGGUAACGUGUAUGUUUACCUCAUUAAAUGUAAAGGAAGUUUUUGAAACGAUCUAUGAUACCAUUAGCUGCUUACCUUAGCCCUCUGGCCUUUCAGUGGCACCACUCUCAACUGAGCCAUAAAACGUUGGUUGUCACUGAGGGCCUCAUUCAACAACUUAGAACAGAAAUGAGCCCCUCAUCGGCAAUCUACUUAUAAUGACUUAAUUCAGAGCAGCAUCUCCACAACAGAAGUAGGCUAAGGUAAGCGGCUAACUAUGAGUGUGCAUCUCCCCAUUUAUAAAAUGA